AUGCCUGAUCCGGUUAAGUCCGCCCCCGCCCCGAAGAAGGGCUCCAAGAAGGCCGUGACCAAGGCGCAGAAGAAGGACGGCAAGAAGCGCAAGCGCAGCCGCAAAGAGAGCUACUCGGUGUACGUGUACAAGGUACUGAAGCAAGUGCACCCGGACACCGGCAUCUCUUCCAAGGCCAUGGGCAUAAUGAACUCGUUCGUGAACGACAUCUUCGAGCGCAUCGCGGGCGAGGCGUCGCGCCUGGCGCAUUACAACAAGCGCUCGACCAUCACGUCCCGGGAGAUCCAGACGGCCGUGCGCCUGCUGCUGCCCGGGGAGCUGGCCAAGCACGCUGUGUCCGAGGGCACCAAGGCGGUCACCAAGUACACCAGCUCCAAAAUCCUGUGGAACAAAUUCUAUUAUCUUCCUUCCUUUUAAAGUUGAGGAAAUUAAAAUGAUUGAACUGAAGCUGCAACAUAAAUACAGACUUAUCUGAGUGGAGACUGAACUGUGAACUACCCUCCAAAAUAUGAUCCUGAAAAAGAAAUAUUUCAUACAUUAUAAAAUAAAUGUUUUAAUUUAUCCC
Rattus norvegicus (Norway rat) is the source of this 565-nucleotide messenger RNA. RefSeq names its product histone cluster 1 H2B family member O (gene Hist1h2bo). The record is from RefSeq and is marked provisional. The transcript has 2 exons. Gene Ontology annotation, cellular component: chromosome; nucleus; nucleosome. The coding region runs from base 1 to 417 and encodes 138 amino acids. Gene Ontology annotation, molecular function: protein heterodimerization activity; structural constituent of chromatin; DNA binding. Lineage: Eukaryota; Metazoa; Chordata; Mammalia; Rodentia; Muridae.